Messenger RNA from Dendronephthya gigantea, 1941 nucleotides. Its product is annotated as E3 ubiquitin-protein ligase TRIM33-like. Gene Ontology annotation, cellular component: nucleoplasm; chromatin. The record is from RefSeq and is a predicted model, not a curated record. The transcript has 4 exons. Gene Ontology annotation, molecular function: ubiquitin-protein transferase activity; zinc ion binding. Gene Ontology annotation, biological process: positive regulation of DNA-templated transcription. Bases 161 to 1372 code for a protein of 403 amino acids. NCBI's taxonomy places the organism in Eukaryota, Metazoa, Cnidaria, Anthozoa, Malacalcyonacea, Nephtheidae.
UAGGAGGAUAAGGUUUCAUGUAAAAAUUUUCUUCCGUGUGGGCUUAAAAAAUUGCUCAUCUAUGCAACUUUAAAUAGGAACCGUCUGUUUACGAAAUGGGUAUCCUAAAUGAACUUCGUAUCGUGUAACAGCCAACUAUCAGUCCUAAUCAUCAAUACCAAUGGCUGCAGCACCAGAUCCUGAUGCUAACGAAAGAAUAGAGGAAAUCCCGAUCAUCUUGAAGUGCUGCACGUGCGGAGAAACUCUAGAAGAACCAAAGACACUUCCCUGUUUUCAUUCGUUCUGCAAAAAAUGUCUGGCGACAUAUUUUGAAGACGAACUCAAGGUCAAAGAGCGUGAAUAUAAUAAUGCAUUUGAAUGUCCAAAGUGCAAGACGCAAUUAAAUCUGAAACAAGGCGAUGGCGUCGAAGGAAUUCUGCCAAAUGAGUUCAUCAGCAACUUGCUGGAUAUUUUGCCUGUCAUAAAACAACAAAAAGAAAAGCUACAGUGUGGAUCUUGCAAAGCUCAAGUAUCAGUUGAGUGCAGAUGUUUUGAAUGCGAGCGUUAUCUGUGCGAGAACUGUUUGACAACACACAGCAAAUGGCCAGACUUCAAACAGCAUGUUGUAAUGUCGUUGGAAGAUUUGGCAAAACCUGAAAACCAAAGCAAAGCCAAGAAGAAACCACGUUGUGACAAGCAAGGUCACGGAAGUAAACACCUCGAAUUUUAUUGCAAUACUUGUAAAGAACUGGCUUGUAUGAGCUGCGUUGUAUUAGAUCAUCCGAAACCCGAUCAUGAUUAUCAACCUAUGGAUACAGAGGCUGAGAAACAAAAGGAAGCCCUAAAGAAAACUUUUGACAUCUUACAAAAGACGUCCACUGAAGUUGAUACUGCUCUAAACAAAAUAGGCUCUGCUAUUGGUAAACUACAAGUUACCACCGAAGAGGCUAAAGUUUCGAUCAAAAAACAAGAAAAGGAAAUCUGCGAAGUGUUAUCGAAGAAAGUAGAACACAAGGCAGCAAUCUUGAUCGGCCAAGUCAACAGAAAGCUAGACGCCCAGAACCGGGAGCUUGAGAAACAACAAUGCGACAUGAAAGCCUAUCAUGAGAAGGUGAAUGGUUCACUGGAUUUUGCAAAGAAUAUCAUCGAAAGAGCGAGCAGUGAAGAAGUCAUUUUACUAGGCAGAGAACUUCAGCUUAACGCCGAGGUUAUAAAGAAAGAACGCCCAGAUCGGAUGGAACCAAUUCAUGAUGGUACCAUCGAAUACCAGGCAAAACCCACCGGGACUAUUGUUGAUAAUAUAAACCUGAAUGAUCUAGGAAAUGUGGUUUCCACUUGUUUUCAGCAAAAUGACCGCCCGAUUCCUAGCCGUAGAACGAAAUUUUUCUAUUGAAACUGUAUUCAUAGAAGAUUUCAGGGAGAACAAUUGGUUUUCAUUAACGCCCAUUCACACCAUGCAAUUUUCGCAUAUACGGUUUUUACCCUGGCGUAUGUGAACGUGUGAACAAACGUACAAACGCGACAUUUCAAAUUCCGCCCUAGUGAACUUUAAUAAAACCUGGAAUGCUAACUUGGCCGUCAUCUUUGAGCUGACAUAUGAAGGUAGUUUUUUUUGAGACAGAUGUAGAGAGUCUGAGAGUAAUUAUCUAAGACUGUCUAGAACUAUGUAAAAUUCAACCAUCCACGAGAAACAGAGAAUUUUUUGGCUUAAACAAACUAUUACGCUGAACUAUAAGAGUUCCAGCCGGUUUUAUUACAGUUCAUUGUUCCGCCAUGAAUCAAAUAAGAAUCAUUGAGGCAUAAGCCCUCUUUUGCACUCGUCUGAAUGAUAAUUGCGUUCAACUAAUUAUAAAUAAUUAAGUGAUGUUGAUGUGGACGAUAUUAUAAUUCGCAUUUUAAAAGAGUGUAUGCAUGAAUAUACAAAUCUGAAAUUUUUGUAGUUUGUAAAGUCUGAGAUGCAUA